Molecule: messenger RNA, 2370 nt
Organism: Durusdinium trenchii
Lineage: Eukaryota; Dinophyceae; Suessiales; Symbiodiniaceae
Source: the annotation of a GenBank genome assembly
GAUCUUUCAGGUCACAGGUGAGUUGGCAAGCUCCAACAUCCGCUCCAAUGUGGCCCAAGCGCGCGUGGCGUGCGUGGCGCGUUUUGUUGGAUCUGACACCUCGCCGAAUGGGACCGUCCAGGGGAUCGCCGCCAUGGCAGAGGCCAAGACCAUGAUGCUGGCCUCCCUGCAAGGAGCUGCUGGCAAUGGCCCCCGAAUCCUUACCCUUGUUCGCAAAGCAGAGCAAAGCCUGGGCUCCAGGCGUGAGCUUUGCAACAUCUAUUCCGCUGCCAUCGAGGCCUAUCAGUGCCCCAAGGCAGUGGAAGACGAGGCCUACCGGGAGCUUUGUGUGAAGUACAUGCUCGAGCUUUGCCAUGUGGAUGUGAACGAAGCACGAGAGUUCCACAACCGUCAGAGAGCCUUCGGUGUGAACAGCGAUGCUCGCAUGUAUCACGCGCGAGCGACACUGGAGGAACGCGAAGGAGAUGAAACAAAGGCAAUGAAAAUCCUUCAGGAGGGCCUCCGUUGUGGCGCACGGCCCGCGGAGCUCCUGAAGAAGCAGAUCGCCAGACUCCUCUCCCGCGAUUCGCUGAAACAGGUAGCCUCGGAAGUGCGGACGCAGGCAGAUUGUGCCGUGCAGACGGACGAAGUGGCUCCUAGCCGACCAAGCUCCUCUUGGCCGACCGACCGCCCGACCCUCGCUGAGCGAGUCCUCCGGUCGCUCGAGCGGAUGAACCGGACCUGCUGUCUCUUUGACGUCUUCGGUGCCUGGAAGGACCUCCGCGACGCUGCGGUGCAGCUGCGCCGAGAGGCGCUGUUCGACGCCUUGCGCACGCAGCUGGACAUGGCCCAGCGAAGGACCCGUGCCGCCGAGGUGGCGACUUCUACAGGUCGGUCUGGUCGAUUCGAUUUGGAUGCUUUUUUUCAGCAGGUCGUGUUUUUCUUUGAAUUGUUUUUGGGGGUUUGGAGAUGGUUGGCUUGGUGGAUCGGUCGACUGUGGGUUGAGACCGAUAGUUCCGAUAGUUGUGGAAUAGCUGAGCCCUCAUGUCCAUGGUACAUGGGUACCGAUGAUCAACGUGUUUGAAGCGGUCCUGGACAUACAGAUGGUGCAUGAUUAGGGUUAAUAGAUGUACUGUACCUAUAUGCAUGGUUUUACUGUGGCAUGCGUUUAAUGCUAUGUCCCUCAACCUUUUUGGAAGGAGACUGGUUCCACGAGCAAAGUCACCCCCACGCACCACUUGCCAGUCUAGACAGUUAUGGAAUGUUAUGGAGGCAUUCUUGCGGAGAGACAGCCGAAGCAGUCUUGGCAGACUCUCUUUGUGUGCGGCGAAGCUUUGCAGCACCAGCAUGAGCCCUGGUUUUGCCACCUGCAGCCACAAGCUGCACCAAGUGCGACCAAGUGUGCCUCCUUAGGAGAAACACAGCCGAUUUGGCUCUUGUGGCGCAACUGACCCGCCUUGACGCGACUGAUUUGCGAUUCAGCAGGUCUCCGCUUACGAUCAGUGCAUUGUGCGUAUCGCUCCAUCAGCAGUGCGAGUCCUGCUACCAACCAUUAUAUGGGAAGUACCUGUGGCCUGCAGUUUUGUAGAUGUUGAGUCUUGGGAACGAUUGGUUACCAUCUCCCCACUCCGUGGACAAUCGGCAAAAUUUGUCCCCGGCCCUCGAUGCCAGUUAUAGUCCCCGGCGUGGGAGAUCCAACACAAAACCAUGCCAUCAACCUACUGUAUCGCCAUGUUUGGCCAUCAUGACUUUCGCAAGAUAUUAGUUAUGUGUUUCCUUGUGAUAUCCAGGGAACCCCAUGUGCAUGUGUUUGUUCAAACACGUUCCCAACAAAAAGAAACGUGCAUCCAUUUUUUGUUGACAAACAUGGCUGGAAUUGCUCCGAAUAUUGGGUUUGAUUAGUUUCCAAUAAGCCGUCGAUAAUCUUUGGAUUUCAUAUAGGUACGGUUUUGGUACGGUAUGUUGUUCUUUGUAUUAGCCAUACGGCUUAAUACGCUCGUUCUUUGAGAGAAAAUUUGUCCAAAUAAUUAUGCAUUCGCGCAAAAAUACGUUCAUACACCUUUCCAGGAUGUUUGUAGGUCAAAAACAAAGACCCAAUGGUCCAUAUAUGAUCGGUUGGCAUGUUUGGGCGCGUCCGACAUCCCAUGGACUUCAUGUUUCCUCCUCAGGUGUGGUGCCAUGAUGCAAAUCGCCUUCAAUCCAUGUCUAUCCUAUUUGGCUUGUUACCAGUAGCGAUGCACUUGUCACGAAAGGUAGCGGUUACGCUACCUGAGUUGUCUUUGCUUUAGCAAUAAUGUAUUGGGGGUGGUGAAGUGGUCCGGUGCUUGAUUUCGGUCGUUUAAGAGUUGGAUUUAUAUAAAUGUCGGGGGGGGGCCGGCCCCCCCCCCUCCC